GCACCUGCCGCCGCAUUUGCCAGUCGCUGGCCACAUAAUCUAAGGGUUUCGUCAUCCCCGAUGGGAACGUGGAGAUAUGGUGUUAUAUUGGACGCAGGGUCCUCGGGGACCCGCGUGCACAUUUACAGAUGGCUGAAUAGCGAUACAGCGCGCAAGUCCGCGAGCAAAGCCCAGCUGCAGAGCCUCCCCGAGAUCGAGACAGACAAGCAAUGGACCAAGAAGAUACACCCAGGCAUAUCAACCUUCGGCGAGCACCCCCACGAUGUCGGCCCUGAGCACCUCGAGAAACUCUUUGCCCACGCACUCAGCGUGGUUCCUGCCGCCGAAGUACCCAAAACACCCAUUUUCCUCCUAGCCACCGCUGGCAUGCGCAUCUUACCUCCUGUGCAGCGCAAGACUGUAUUAAAGGAGGUUUGCGACUUUGCGCGCAAGACAACCAAAUUCCAGCUGCCGGAUUGCGACCUGCACAUUCAAGUGAUCCCUGGAGAGACGGAGGGCUUAUACGGCUGGAUAGCAGCAAACUACCUGUUGGGUGGAUUUGAUAGUCCCAAGGAUCAUGACCAUGGCAAGGAUCAUCACACCUACGGAUUUCUGGAUAUGGGAGGCGCAUCAGCGCAAAUUGCUUUUGCGCCGAAUGCGACCGAAGCUGAGAAGCACGCAGACGAUCUGACCCUAUUGCGGUUACGGAGGGUCGGUGGCGAUCCCUUGGAGUAUAAGGUCUUUGUGACUACAUGGCUAGGAUUUGGCGUCAAUCAGGCGCGAGAAAGAUAUGUGAAAGCCAUGUUGGAAGCCAGUCCUGGAGCGAAAGAGUACCCCGACCCGUGCAUGCCGUCCGGUGCGGAAAUUUUGGUCGCAGACAAUGGCAAAGUAGUGGAAGAAAAGAAAGGUGCAAAAGGUCACAAGGUUGUAGGCACAGGGAUAUUUAAGGAAUGCGUACGGCAGACGUAUCCUUUGCUGGAGAAAGAGAAAGAGUGUCUUGAUGCACCAUGCUUGAUCAACGGGCAACAUACCCCUGCUAUCGAUUUCGACGUCAACCACUUUGUAGGCGUAUCGGAGUACUACCAUACCACACACGAGAUAUUCAAAAUGGCACACAAAGACGACGAAAACUACGAUUUCAAGAGUUACCAAAAGGCAGUGGACAAAUUCUGCGGCAAGAGCUGGAAACAAAUUACCCAAGGCGUGGACAAGCACAAGUUUGGUAAGAAAGUCGACGUAGAGAAAGCACUCGAAGUUUGCUUCAAAUCAUCCUGGCUGAUCAAUGUUUUACACGAUGGUAUCGGUGUACCCCGGAUUGGACUGGAAGACCUCAACAGCGCUAAUAACGUCACCAAAGCCAAAACACACAAGGGCAAAGACAAGGGCUACCUCAACCCAUUUCAGGCAGUAAACAAGAUCAACGAUAUUGAAGUAAGCUGGACGCUAGGCAAAAUGGUCCUUUACGCCUCCAGCGAGGUCCCUCCACCUUCGACAGACGCCCUAGCCGUUGGAUUUGGCAGCAACGAACCCGGCAUUCCAUCCGACUUUCAACACCCCGGUGGCUCCUACACUUCUCACGGCGCCACAGGUGAUGACUGGCAUGACCACCUCUUCUCCGAAAACCCGCGCCGCAUUCCAGGCUUCCUCAUAUUCGUUCUCAUCCUCUUCAUCUUUGGCUUCAUCCUAUGCGGCCGCGAUCGUCGCAAAGCCACACUCCACAAAUUCUCCCGCAUGUUCGGCGCCGGCGGCAGCAGCGGAGGUAGUCGUUCUCGUCGCCGCGGUCCUGGCUUCCCAGGUAAACUGUUCGGCCUGCGCUCUUCCAACACACCUCUCUACGAACGCGUCCUCGAAGACGGGCCUUCGUCCGCACACUCCGACUUCGAACUUGGCUCUUACUCGGAUGUGUCUGCCACCGCAUCGGAUAACGAUCACUCGGAUUCCGGCGACGGCGGAAAGACAGCUACACGCUUCGGCCGCUCGUCUGGAUGGGCGACACCUUCAAUUAAAGGCGGCAGUGCCGGCGGCGGUGGUGGCGGUGUCCUGUCCGAGGACGAUAUCAUGGCACAAGGAGUCGGCUUGGGCUUGGGAAUGGGGCGUGGCGGUGGGUUUUUGGGUCGGUCGGAUAGUGGGGAAGGGUUGGCUGUGAGAAGUCGUGCUAGUAGUCCCAGGAGAAAGGGGGUUGGUGGCAGAUUACAUGAUUGA
Molecule: messenger RNA, 2181 nt
Organism: Periconia digitata
Lineage: Eukaryota; Fungi; Ascomycota; Dothideomycetes; Pleosporales; Periconiaceae
Source: the annotation of a GenBank genome assembly